This is a messenger RNA of Polyodon spathula (Mississippi paddlefish), 4491 nucleotides long. Its product is annotated as protein FAM110A-like. The record is from RefSeq and is a predicted model, not a curated record. The transcript is spliced from 2 exons. Lineage: Eukaryota; Metazoa; Chordata; Actinopteri; Acipenseriformes; Polyodontidae. Bases 416 to 1477 code for a protein of 353 amino acids.
GCAGACAGUCAGUCCUCUCCCGGUACUGUACAGGAGACACCACUAGCAGGAAAGACACUAGCACUGGGUUCUGGAGUUCACACUGUACUGUGCUGGACUUCUUAAAGCUAAGCCGGGAGUAACUUGCAAGACAGCGCUGGGAACACUGCAUGUUUUCCAGAGCACUCCAGCGAAAGGGAAGGCAGUGCACCCCACUAAGCCGGUUUCUGGGAAUCGCUUUCUUUUUAAAGCAGGAGACCGCUGUUGUUCAGGGUCUGCUGUGUUAACCUUUGGUGCCUUACCUAUUGAAGCAGGCUGAUGUGGAAUGUGACCCCUGCCACAGUCCAGUGGGUGUUUUGUGAAAUAAGGCAAAAGCUGCAUAGAAUAAGAAAAUAAGGGAAGACAAACAAAAAUAAAACUUGUUGUUUUCCUCAGUAUGCCCGUUGAAAUUUUGCACGCAGACAGAAUGGUUACACAAGUGUCGUCAGGAGCAACCUUCACCUCCGCGAUGCCUUUCCGGAUCCUUAACAAGGGGCCUGAGUACUUCCGCAGGCAGCUGGAGCCCAACUCCAAAAAGCUGAGCGCCGUGGAGAGACUGGAGGCUGAUAAGGCCAAGUACGUGAAGAGCCAGCAGGUCGCCAGCACCAAGCAGGAGCCGGUGAAGCCGCCCCUGAUCAAGAAGGCUCUGAUGUCCCCCGGGGUCCUGCGCACCAUCAACACCCCCACCCGCAAGAUCCCCCUGGGCCUCCGAAGGGGCGAGGGUUGCGGUCGGAGGGGGGCCCUGAACAUCGACAUCCUUAACAACCUCAUCAACAUCUGCGACAGCCCCCUGUCCUCGUCGCCUUCUCCCAAAACCGAGACGGGGGGCUCCUCGCCGAGGGUAAACGCUACGUGGGAGAAACAGCCAGACGGACAAGCCAAGCUCUCUGGUGGCUACAGCAACCUGUCCAAGGUGUCUCCAAAUUCAGUGACUGUGCGGAGGGUCGAUGUGCGGCCCAACGCGGUGCAGCAGCAUCCGAAGCAGCGGCUGCAGCAGCGGCUGCAGCAGCAACAACCGCAGCAGUGUGUUCGACAAACCUCUCCUUGCGUCUGCAACGUUAUCCCACCCUCCUCCCCGGCCUACACCAGGAUUUCCUCCACCAGUUCUAGGAGUUCCAAAAGGGGACACCCCUCCUUGAAUCGCUCCAAAUCGGACCUGAGUGACCGCCACUCAAGGGCCACUGCCGACCUGGAGCGCUUCUUCAACUACUGCGGCCUGGAUCCCAUGGAGAUCGAGAACAUCGGCGUGGAGCGCUUUGCCCGGGCCAGCUCCGACAUUGUCUCCGUCAAGCUCCCCAGCGUCAGCACACCCAGCUCGGAGCAGAGCUGCCAGACCGAGGAGAGAGCCAGCGAGCGCGAGCCUUACGGCAUCUCCAUCAUCGAGAGGAACGCCCGCGUCAUCAAGUGGCUCUAUGGCAUCCGUCAAGCAUGUGAGAACCAGAAGGUGUCCAACGUGUAGCCCUGCUGCUGCCGGACAAGACAGAGACUUGUUUAGUGCCUGACUGUGCUUUCAAUAUUUAAUAACUAGAGACACUCUUGAGAUUCCAAGGAGCAGUGCAGUUCGCUUUUUCUAUUUUAUGAGCCAAUCUUGUUGUGCUUUUUUAUGGACAAACUGAGAGCUGAAAAAAAGAAAGUAAACAAUGAAUGAAGCUGUAACACUAGGGCAACUGGCGUGGAAGAAAGGUCAGGUUAAACUGUAACUUAAACAUUGAGACGCUGCCCUUGUGUUCAAACAGGGUUCUGUGCCAAAGUGUAAGCUUAACAGCGCUUGUAAAGCCUGAUGUGUUUUAAGGUAAGAGAGUAAAGAAAAUGGUUUGCUUAGGGAGCGGUGAAAGGCUAAUACAGGGAGUAAACAGGUAUAUUAUUUGACAUUUAUUUCAAAAGACAAGUUAUUAUGAAAACAAAGUUUGAAAAUACAAAGAAAAAAAUAAAUACAAUUUCAUAAUCGCUGUGAAAUAAGGGGUUAAUAUUAAAUUCAGUUUAACAAGCCUGGUUCCUCCUGGCCUGAUCCCCAUGUAUCAAGCGGUCAUUUUACACUGUUUCAUGUGUGUGUGGUUUAUCAUUGAACUCUACAGGGCUUUCUGUGGUACUUUUAAAAUAAAGCUACUGACUAUCUAAUGGGGUUGCAUUCCACUUUUCCGAAGUUUUUAUUGUAUUUAUCGAGCUGCUCUUUGGGCAAAGUGAUUUUAAGGUUUGAGUUGUCAGUUUUGUUGUGAUAAACAGGUGGUACAUGUAAGUGCUGAGGGGUUUUUUGAAGGUGUCGUAUGUCAGGCGUCUGUGUGUGAGGGAGUGAUCAGGCCAGCUAGUGUUAAACACUGAAGCGGAGAGGAGAGGCUCUGUGGAGAUCUCUCUGUAAACUGGGUGUGAAAUGCACAUUAGAUUGGUUAGAUAAAGGGGAUGAAGUUAGCUGGGAAGAUAAAGGGGAUGAAGUUUUCAAGUUGAGUAAAAGAAGUUGCAGGUAUAAGUAAGGACUCAAAGGUGUAGGGCAGAAAUUUUUUUUUAUUCUGUUUAGAAACCGAUUUUAAGCAUAGAUCGGUUGUAUGUGUGUAUACAGUGUAGUGUGCAUUUGUGACAAAUCCUGAGCAAUUUAAAGGAGGCUGUCCUGUCCAUUGCAUGACUGUCCUUCACAUGGAACAGUGGCUUUUUAAUGGGUCACAAUGAGCGGCUUUUUGUUUUGCAGAUUCUCGGUGUAAUGCAACCCCAAACCCACACCCAAACCAGUCUAACCCAAUCAACAGCAGCUGAUGCAAAUGCAUAUUGCGUUUUUGGAGAGACGAUAGACGACCGUUCAAAGAAAGAUGAUUGCUGAGUAGAAAUGCUGAAGAAAAUGUUUGUGUAAUUUCAUUUUUUUCUAUCUGUCUAGUUCAUUGAUUAUUGUUAUUUUAUUUGGUCUUUUUCUGGCUUGGGACAAAUGUAAAAUGAGUACGGUACAUUCUGGUUUAAAAAAAAAAAAAAAAGGAAAGAAAAGUGUCUCCCAAAUUUACCACUGUUUCUGCGUGCUCUGUUUUGCUUAAAAAGCAGUCUGGGUCAGCUGUGUUGGGCUUCUCUGUGAUUACUAGAUGUGUGUGGUUAAUCCAGAACAAUGUGAAUACCCUUCUGUGUGUGUUGUUUUAUUGGGAUGGGAUGAAUUGACUCUACAGGGUAAAUGCACUGUAUAGAAUGUGCACUGUCUGGUUUUCAUCAGCACUUUAUCAGGAUGCAGUUUGAACAAACACAACACGAAAGGGGUGUAGUUGUAUGAUCUUCCUAUCCUACACUACCUGCAAAUUUACUGAUACUGCAUGCUGUGAGUGGAGUGAGAUUGUGAUGGCAUCCAAUUCAUUGGCUUUUAUUUAAGAAAUCUCAAGAUUAUUUUCUGUUGUAAAUACCAUUGAUUUUUAUAAUGCAAAUCAAAUGAAGGCUGUGAAAAUGUGACAGUGCAUAUUUUAAAUGUGCAAAAUUUGUUUAGAUUUAUAGACAACGAAUAUGUUGUGCUUAUUGGUGAAUAAACGUCUGGCAUAUUUAUCUUAAAAGGACAGAUAUGAUCAGGUUUAACUGUCUGCUGUCCUGUACCAGCUGUGUUUAUUUACUCUGUUUUUGUUAAUCCUAUAACUUUUUUGUGCAAUACUUGAAUUCGUUGGUUCAAAAUUCAACUUAGUAUGAAGUAAAUCUGAUGUCAUUCAUUUAGAUGUGUUUUGAGUGUCACAUUGUGUGAAACAACUUCAACAAAACAAUAUACAGGCAAACUUAGAAUAAAACUGCCACUGAUCAAUGUCAACCCUACUCCCAGAGUUUCCAAACAAAUCUGUUUUAACCCUGGGUGAAAAAAAAAAACAAAACCUAUCUAAUAAGAUCACAUACGAAAUAAGAUAAUAUUGGUCUGUGAGGGAAUACUGAUAGGAGGGUCCUGCUGCUGGAGAUUGCUUGAUCACACACACACGCACACACGUUUUAGAUUGGAUUAUCACAAACACAAGUGUGGCUUUGUUUAUUACAUUCAGUUUGCAGCAGUUGUAUCUGGCAGAAUUCCACUGAACAAUGAAAGUAACCCCUUUAUCCAAUUGAUGUAAAAUAACCAAAUUCUUCUGUUAAAUGAUUGUAUUGUUAAAGAGACAUGGGGUCUGUUGGAAUGGAAUUGAUUUCUGCUGCUAAAGCUCUUCCUGGCAUGACCUGAAUGGUAUAACAUGCUGCCAGUUGCUGCACAAGCACAUGGCACAGCUGAUGCUUCACAACAACUGUGUCUCUCCUCUUGUGUGUUUUGCAGUUUCGCUGUAUUUGUAUAACCGGCAGCCAGGAAGCACAAUGUGUCCUUUUCCCAUGCAAAUCUCCUCGUAUCGCAACGACACAAAGGUUAAGAAAAGAAAAGAAAAAAAAAAACGUAUUCCUGAAUUUCAGCUGCACCUGUACCUUUCACUCUGGUUUUUUUUGUACAUAUUUAUGUUGUUUUUUUUUCGAGAAGAAAAAAAAUAAACAAGCACUGCAUUCCUUAAAUGA